GUUCAGUUUCUCUUUUCUCUUUCUCUCUCUUUUUUUUUUUUAACAUCUAAUUCGUUAUAUUAUGACAAGUCCGGAAUUCAGUAGUCCUCUUAGAAAGUAUAAACUUGUUUUUCUCGGUGAACAAAGUGUGGGUAAAACAUCACUUAUUACUAGAUUCAUGUACGAUACCUUUGACAAUACAUAUCAAGCAACGAUUGGUAUCGACUUUUUAUCAAAGACACUUUAUAUUGAUGAUCGUACAGUCCGUUUACAAUUAUGGGAUACCGCGGGCCAGGAACGAUUUCGAUCAUUGAUUCCAAGUUAUAUUCGGGAUUCUUCCGUAGCAGUAAUUGUUUAUGACAUUACAAGUCUUGAAUCAUUCAAUAAUACCAAUAAAUGGAUAGAUGAUGUUCGUGCUGAACGGGGUGAUGAUGUAAUUAUUGUUCUUGUUGGUAACAAGUCUGAUUUAAAUGAUAAAAGACAAGUUACUACUGAAGAUGCAGAAAAACGAGCUAGAGAGCUUAAUGUGAUGUUUAUGGAAACUAGUGCAAAGGCAGGACACAAUGUCAAAACAUUAUUCAAGAAAAUUGCUCAAGUGCUUCCUGGUGCAGAUGGAAAUAAUGAACCAGUCCAAAGAGAUCAAAUGCAAAAAAUCAACCUAACCAAUACUGAAACUGAGGCUAGUGGUUGUGCUUGUUAGAUUAUAUAUAGAUUAUUGUUGAUGUCCUGAUUUUUACUCUUUACUUUUAUUAUUAUUAUGUUCUCCAUAUGUUAUUUACCUUAUGCCAUUUAUCGAUCACCCUCUACUUUUUUUUUUU
Halteromyces radiatus is the source of this 797-nucleotide messenger RNA. RefSeq names its product rab protein 6. Lineage: Eukaryota; Fungi; Mucoromycota; Mucoromycetes; Mucorales; Cunninghamellaceae. Gene Ontology annotation, molecular function: GTPase activity; GTP binding. The transcript is spliced from 8 exons. Bases 62 to 679 code for a protein of 205 amino acids. The record is from RefSeq and is a predicted model, not a curated record.